This is a messenger RNA of Lucilia cuprina (Australian sheep blowfly), 721 nucleotides long. RefSeq names its product cuticle protein 16.5-like. NCBI's taxonomy places the organism in Eukaryota, Metazoa, Arthropoda, Insecta, Diptera, Calliphoridae. The coding region runs from base 70 to 627 and encodes 185 amino acids. The transcript is spliced from 2 exons. The record is from RefSeq and is a predicted model, not a curated record.
AGUAUUAUAAUUAAACAACUUCAAGUGCAAUAAUCAAUAAGCCCAACCAUUAUUGUAAGCAGCAAAACAAUGAGUAAAAUUGCACUCUUAGCUUUCACCUUAAUCCUGGUGGCUGCUGAAAUACGGACUAUUGUAGGUUCUCAAUUAGCUUAUAAUGCUGAUUAUGGCUCACCCAUACACUACUCGGAUGUACCCAAUUGUGACUCUUCAUAUGGUUAUGCUUAUGAAGCUCCCUUUGCCGCUCCAUUACCAGUAGCACCGAUUGCAGCUCCUUUACCAGUAGCACCCUUAGCUGCCCCUCAUCGUUAUGCUGCUGUAAGCUAUUCUGCACCACCUAUAUUUAGAUAUCGUAGUAGAGGUUUCCGAUUUGCGCCUUUCAACUCUUAUGCUGCGUUACGUCCUCAUCAUAAAUUUGCUUACCCAGCUCCAGUACCUUCGUUUUAUAAUGCACCUCCAUCUGUGUCCUAUGGUUCUCCUGCCAUAACAUAUAAUGCUUUUGCGACUCCUAAUACUGUUCUUAAAUUUGGUCCACCAAUUACCACCACUACUACUACUUAUUCAGCGACGGCUGCUGCUGCAGCUACCGUACCCGUGCCUCAACCUCUAAACGCCGUUGGAGGUUGGUAAACUAUUGUGUGAAAUAGUAUUUUAUUUUUUACAAAUUAAGUUUUUAUGUUAAUUUUGUUUUAUUGUUUAUUUUUGUUAAAUAAAAAAGCUAUUA